AUGGAGAUACCUAAAGCAGUGAAAAAUUUCGAAUUGCCUCAGGCAGUUAAAAACAUUGAGCUUCCGGCAGCAAUGAAAAAUAUCGAACUCCCCACGGCAGUGAAAAACAUGGAGCUCCCUGCUGCUGUCAAAAAUUUAGAACUUCCUGCAGCCGUUAAAAACAUAGAACUUCCCGAGGCUGUGAAGAAUAUCGAUAUUCAAAACGUUGUGAAGAAUGUACCAAACGUUGUAAAAAAUGUUCCUAGUGCCGUCAUGAAUAAUGUCCCAGACGCUGUAAAGAGCAUGCACGUCCCUAUAAAUUUGAACACAAAUAUGUUUUCAUCAUUUGCGUCAAGUGCUUUUACGGGCGUUGCCUCUUUAACGAAAACAAUUCAACAAAAAAUGGAAGAAACGACGAGGGAACUUCAAGUUCAACACGAAGAGUUUGUUAAGGAAAUAAAAGAGGAAGCACAAGAACCAAAAGCAGGAACGGUUUCGGAACCAACAUUUUGGAGGAAUUAUUUUUACCGUAUAUCUCUUAUCAAACAAACUGCAUUGGAAUCAAUGAAAGAUAAUGCUUCAGAAAUGGAGGUGUAUACAGAGAAAACGGAAAAAUCAGAAAAUAUAUCAGAAAUUAAUGAAAAACAAACUGAAACGAUAAAGAAUAAAGAGGGCGAAUUAUCCAAUAACGAAGUAUCGUUUGAUGCUUCCAAGUCCGGUGAUAGUUCGGAUUCUUGGGUGGAUAAUGCAGUUGAAUUGGAAGGAUUAGAAGAUGAUGAUGCAGAAGAGCCGGAGAAUUGGGAAGAACAGUUAAAAGAAUUUUCGGAUUUAUAA
Acaulospora colombiana is the source of this 813-nucleotide messenger RNA. NCBI's taxonomy places the organism in Eukaryota, Fungi, Glomeromycota, Glomeromycetes, Diversisporales, Acaulosporaceae. The record is from the annotation of a GenBank genome assembly.